GCGACCUUGGCCCGGAGGCUCUAGCAGGGACCCACCGGCGGCGUCGGCGGCGGCGCGGACUUUGCCCAGUCCGUCGGAAGUAGCGGACUGUGCGUCCGCGGGCGGGCCGCAGAAAUGUUGGCAUUCGCUACCAGGACCGUGCCCAGGCAAGUGGCUGCCUCUUGCUAGGUUCUGCUCACCCACUUGGUAGCACAGUUAGGCUUAGAGAUCCAGCCCAAGAGGCAGACAGACAGGGCUCAGAACCUCAGUCCUGCCAUGGAGAACGAGCAGCAGAAAGAGAAGGUGAAGCCCCUGGGCCUCCUCAAGCCCUCCUCCUUGAUGAAGGUUUCCAGUCGCUUUAAGGCACACCAGGACUCGCUCCCCCGGCUGCCCGUGCCCCCGCUCCAGCAGACCCUGGACCAUUAUCUCAAGGCACUGCAGCCCAUCGUGAGCGAGGAGGAAUGGACCCAAACCAAGCAGCUGGUGGAAGAGUUCCAGGUGGCAGGCGGCGUGGGGGAGCGCCUGCAGAAAGGGCUGGAGCGCAGGGCCAGGAAGAUGGAGAACUGGGGGCCUAUGGCCAGCAGUUUCCCAAGAGGAGUUCCCAAGAGGAGUGUGCUGUCCGACUGGUGGCUCAAAACAGCCUACCUCCAAUACCGCCAGCCCCUGGUCAUCUACUCCAGCCCUGGUGUGAUGCUGCCGAAGCAGGACUUUGUGGAUCGGCAGGGCCAGCUCCGGUUCGCUGCCAAAUUAAUUGAGGGCGUGUUGGAUUUCAAGACCAUGAUUGACAACGAGACCCUGCCCGUGGAGUACCUGGGGGGCAAGCCACUGUGCAUGAACCAGUACUAUCAGAUCCUGUCGUCCUGCCGCGUGCCGGGCCCCAAGCAGGAUUUGGUCACCAAGUUCAGCAGGACCAAGAAGCCGCCUAUGCACAUCACCGUGGUGCACAACUACCAAUUUUUUGAGUUGGAUGUGUACCACAGCGAUGGCACACCCCUGACCUCGGAUCAGAUCUUCACGCAGCUGGAGAAGAUCUGGAACUCGUCACUGCAAACCAACAAGGAGCCCGUGGGCAUCCUCACCUCCAACCACCGUAACUCCUGGGCCAAGGCCUACAGCACCCUCAUCAAAGACAAGGUGAACCGGGAGUCAGUGCUCUCCAUCCAGAGGAGCAUUUUCACUGUGUGCCUGGACGCACCCAUGCCUCGGGUCUCGGAAGACACCUACCGUAGCCAGGUGGCGGGCCAGAUGCUGCACGGGGGCGGCAGCAAGCUCAACAGCGGCAACCGCUGGUUCGACAAGACGCUGCAGUUCAUCGUGGCUGAAGACGGUGCCUGUGGGCUCGUCUACGAGCAUGCGGCAGCCGAGGGACCCCCCAUCGUCUCCCUUUUGGACCAUGUCAUGGAGUUCACGAAGAAGCCGGAACUUGUGCGGUCUCCCAUGGUUCCCCUGCCCAUGCCCAAGAAGCUGCGGUUCAACAUCACGCCCGAGAUCAAAAGCGACAUUGAGAAGGCCAAGCAGAAUCUCAGCAUCAUGAUCCAGGACCUGGACAUCACAGUGAUGGUGUUCCACCACUUUGGAAAGGACUUCCCCAAGUCAGAGAAGCUGAGCCCAGACGCCUUCAUCCAGAUGGCACUGCAGCUGGCCUACUACAGGAUCUACGGGCAGGCUUGCGCCACGUACGAAAGCGCCUCUCUGCGCAUGUUCCACCUGGGCCGGACCGACACCAUCCGCUCGGCCUCCGUGGCCUCGCUGACCUUCGUCAAGGCCAUGGAUGAUCCCAAUGUGACGGAGCACGAGAAGGUAGAGCUGCUGCGGAAGGCUGUGCAGGCCCACCGAGCCUACACCGACCGGGCCAUCCGUGGGGAGGCCUUCGACCGGCACCUGCUGGGCCUGAAGAUGCAGGCCAUCGAAGACCUAGUGAGCAUGCCCGACAUCUUCAUGGACACCUCCUACGCCAUCGCCAUGCACUUCAACCUCUCCACCAGCCAGGUCCCCGCCAAGACAGACUGUGUCAUGUUCUUUGGGCCCGUGGUGCCAGAUGGCUAUGGCGUCUGCUAUAACCCCAUGGAGACGCACAUCAACUUCUCCGUGUCAGCCUACAACAGCUGUGCCGACACCAACGCGGUCCACCUGGCGCACUAUCUGGAGAAGGCACUCCUGGACAUGCGGGCUCUGCUCCAGAGCCACCCCCGGGCCAAGCUCUGAGCCCGCUGCUUGGCCUGCCGGUGCCACAGCCACAGCACCUUGGGCCACGCCACCCACUCGGCUCCUCUUCUCUGCUCCCUCUCCCCCUGGGCCCCACAGAUAGGGACAGCCACCCUCAGCAGGGUCUGCAGACCCAAGCCGAGUGCCUUUCAUGGGCUUCACCAGCACCCAGGCUGAGUCCAGAAACUGAACAGGAGGUCGGCCCAGGCACCCACCUGGGUGCCUGGCCUCCUCCUGGGAAGGGGACUAGCCGAGCUUAGCCCGCGUGAGGGUGGAGACUGGAGAGGCCUUCCUCACUAGCUCAGCUCUGCCCAGUUUCUGUUGCCUGCGUGGCCAAGCUGAGGUCUGUAGCCUGAUUCCUCAACUCGCAAGGACCUAGAGACAGAAUUACCUGGAGCUGGGGUCUCCAGGCCUCCCCACAGCUGAGGGGUCAGGAAGUCAGGUGUGCUGGUGGCGGGGAAGCCCAUUCUGCAUCGCUGCACCAUCCCCCUGCUCUUCUGAGGAUGUGGCUCAGUCGCCCUCAGCUUGCUUGCUUUCACACGGCUUGAUUCCUGAACCAUGUCCUGGUUGUAUAACAACUUACAAGGCAGUUAAUAAAGGGGAAAUGUGUUAGUAAAGAGUUGUUUCAGCCGAGGAGGCAGGCAGGGUGGGGCAGGCACCUGGCUCUGCCCUCCCCUGGCUUUCCUUGCAUCUGGAAGCUGAUGUCCAGGCAGCCAGUGGGCCCAGGGCUGGCUCAGAUCUCAGGGCUCUGGGCCAGCACAGCAGCAGACCCAGGCCCACAUCCUUCAGAUACAGCCCUCCUACCUAUGACUUGGGCUUCAGGUAGGGACAGCUCUCCCAGGGGCCUGUGGGGCCUGGGGUCUGUGGUCUGGGCUCAAGGUUUCAUCUGCUGCCCAGCACUGAGCCCAGCAGGAGUGGUGGCUGAGCAGCUGUCUGACCCCAGCCCUUGCCACUGCCUGGGGCCACCCAGUCAGAACCUUAUAUGUGUCCCCAACCCCAGUCACCCGGCACAGGCCCCGUGUCCUGCCACAGUCAACUGGGCAGCUUAUGGAGAGCAGAGGAACUCUGGCCCUAGGGAAGACCCUGGCCCAAAGGAAGAUGCUGAGGGUGGGAGGGACUACCCAGCCUGGGGGUGAGGUGCUUCUUGGCCUGGCUAACCCGUGAUGUUCACUGAGGGAGGUUGUCUCCAUGUUUCAGAGGAUGGAGCAGACUCAGGGAGCCCAUGCCACAUGCCCAAAGCCCCAGGGAGCAAGGAGUGGAGCCCCGACCCCGUGGGGAGUGGGUGUCGCCCGAGGCCUGGCCACUCCCAGCUUGGCCUGCAGGGUGGGAUCUCAGCAGGGAAGGGAGGGUCCCCUUUAGGGACCUCAAGCAGGACCUGAAGAGGAUCCCAUCACAACAGCACAGAGGUCUUGCUCUGCAGCUGGGGAGCGGCUGGCCUCCGGCACCCCCAGGCUGGAUCUCAGGAAGCAGGGCCCACAGCAGGAGCUGAGUGCUUGCUGUGUGAGCCUCACUAAUGGGGAGAGGGGGGCUGGUGGCCCCAACCCAGCUGGGGGCAGUCAGGGAGGGGAGGCAGUGAUGAUGCAGGCUGAGGACACAGCAGGGACACACGUCCACGACUCCAGAAACUCAGGUUCUAAGAACUGCUUGGGUCUGACUACAAGGCAGGAUUUUCCCCCAAAAUGUGAGGUCCUUCAGAAGUGAGGUCAUCCCUUUGCAUUUGGGUUGUUACAGGUCUCAUAACGUGGAGGCUCCCUCAGUUCUGUAGAGCAGCAAAGUACUGCUUGAGGAAGACACAUUUACCUAAAACAGCCUUAAUCAGUACCCUGGUGGAACUUCCAGGGGGAGGGGGGAGUCAAAGAACCAGGAAGAUGUAAUCACUAUCCCUGGGGGUGUGGCCUGUGACACAGGCCUCUGGACACUUGAGGGGAGGUAAGUUGGGAGAUCACACGCUUCUACAGGAUCAACUUUUAAAUCCCAUCUGAAUGCUGUGCCAGUGUGUUUGGAAUAAAAUUUCCAAGUACAGCACCAUGUAUGAAAUACAGCAGGUCCUGCCGUAUCCCAAAUUGCUUGUCUAGCGGACCCAGGAGAAUUAGGUCAGCAGACUGAGGCUGCCCAGAAAUAGCCAGACCCUGCCCUGAUGCCAGUGAUGUGGAUGAAGAACUUUUUUUUCUUGGCAAAAUGAAUGAAGAAGAACUGUCAUAAGUUUAUAUAUUUUGUGUAAUACAUCAUUUGAAAUUUGAGAAUGUAAUAUAUAUAUAAUUAAUAAAAUCAUAAAGAAUACU
Messenger RNA from Dama dama (fallow deer), 4466 nucleotides. It is a transcript of the gene CRAT, whose product is annotated as carnitine O-acetyltransferase. The transcript is spliced from 16 exons. Gene Ontology annotation, biological process: carnitine metabolic process, CoA-linked. Gene Ontology annotation, cellular component: peroxisome. The coding region runs from base 256 to 2184 and encodes 642 amino acids. The record is from RefSeq and is a predicted model, not a curated record. NCBI's taxonomy places the organism in Eukaryota, Metazoa, Chordata, Mammalia, Artiodactyla, Cervidae. Gene Ontology annotation, molecular function: carnitine O-acetyltransferase activity.